Messenger RNA from Hordeum vulgare subsp. vulgare (domesticated barley), 859 nucleotides. RefSeq lists its product as uncharacterized. The transcript is spliced from 3 exons. Lineage: Eukaryota; Viridiplantae; Streptophyta; Magnoliopsida; Poales; Poaceae. The coding region runs from base 37 to 516 and encodes 159 amino acids. The record is from RefSeq and is a predicted model, not a curated record.
AACUUAAGUGGUAAUUGUGCGAAUCAAAUCUCUAGAAUGGCAAUUGUGCGAAGCCCAACGAAUAAAGUGGCAAAAAUCCAAUUUUCUCGAUCUCCGCGCUACUCCAAUCCCAAUCAUCAGCCAGCCUUCCCCCGCCGUCGAAGACGCCCCAGAAGGCCCAAGCUCUUGGACCCGACGCCUUCUUCCAGCCCCGCUCGAUCGGAUCGAAGGGAGUUCCUCGAUCCCGAGCUCGAGCUCGCAGGGCACCGGCCUCCUCCGCUCCUCCAACCCUGCAGCAACGUUGCAGGGAGGUCGCCAUGGCCAUGGAGCUUCAUCCGCGCCAUCGUCCUGCCGCAGGUCCAGGCCAGGUGCCCGUCAUGGAUGCUGCCCCAAGGAGCUCUCCCCGGAAUUGACUCCUCACGGGCGGGCCCGGCGCCUCCAUGUCCGUGCCGGACCUCGACCCCUCGGCCAGCGCUAUCCCCGCCCGGUUCCCCAGCGCAGCAGGUCCAUUGCAGCAACUUCCACAUGUUCUGUUGACUGCCAUUGCGUGUGUGCCUUGUGGGAAAGAAGACCCGUAUUUCUUUGGUAUUUAUAGGACAGACCUGCUAAUUUAUCACACGAGCAAGCACAGCCGACGGCUGGCACCAUUGGGUUCCCAGAGGUCUGGGGUUCCAAUCUCAGCUGUGUCAAUAUAAUUUAUUUUCUGGACAGUGCUGUACGCCCGGCGUGCGGUCCGCAACCAACCAACCCUGCGCGUCCCAUCAUUGCAUCUCCAUGCAACAUUUUUUCUCUGAUGCAGCAAUUUUUUCAAUGGUUGUAACAAAAAACAAAAUUUAACCUAUAUUGGAAUAAAGUACUAGCUUAGUUGGCUAGCGCAGUA